CCCAGCGGGGUGGUGCUUUUGUUGACAUAGGGAUGCCCGUUGCCGUCCCUCCCCAUUCGAGCCAGUGGUUUCGCCCGCCAUGUCCAUAUACAGGAACUCGGUGUGGUUUAUGAAGGGACUGAACCAAUACUGCCGGAGUGGCUAUGAGUCGGCAAGCAAGCGCUUUGUUCCCAGCGACUUGGAAGUGGAUGUAACGGGAAGGUCAUUCAUGGUAACUGGAGCAAACAGUGGUAUUGGCAAAACAACUGCAAAAGAGAUAGCUAAGAGGGGGGGAAUAGUUCAUCUUGUUUGCCGAAACAAAGACCGAGGUGAAGAAGCCAAAAGAGAAAUAACCACAGAAACUGGAAAUCAGAAUGUGUUUGUCCAUAUUCUGGACAUGUCUGACCCCAAAGGAAUCUGGAAAUUUGGUGAACAGUUCAAGAAUGAACACAGACUAAAUGUUUUGAUCAACAAUGCAGGCUGCAUGGUAAACACAAGAGAACUAACAGCAAAUGGUCUUGAAAAGAAUUUUGCUACAAACACUUUGGGCCCAUAUAUUUUAACCACAGUUCUUCUACCUCUCUUGGAAAAAGAAGAUGACCCUAGAGUUAUCACUGUCUCGUCAGGAGGGAUGUUAGUUCAGAAACUGAAUGUUUCAGAUUUGCAGACAGAAAAUGCCACCUUUGAUGGAACAAUGGUCUAUGCACAGAAUAAGAGACAGCAAGUGGUUAUGACUGAACAGUGGGCUAAAGCACAUCCCAGCAUCCAUUUCUCUUCUAUGCAUCCUGGCUGGGCCGAUACUCCAGCGGUGCAGUCAUCUAUGCCAGAUUUCUAUGAGAAGAUGAAGAACAAAUUACGGACCGAGGCCCAGGGAGCAGACACGGUGGUAUGGCUGGCAGUCUCCUCUGCAGCGAGGAAGCAACCAAGUGGACUGUUCUUCCAAGACCGAGAGCCUGUUGCAACCCACUUGCCCCUGGCAUGGACAAAAUCGUCACCUGGUGAUGAAGAAAAACUGAUGCAGGUGCUUGAAGAACUAUCGCAGAAGUUUAAACCCCAAUAACCACUCCUUUCCACGUUCUGUUUAACAAGAGUUCCAGGAGAACAGCAGUGCGUUACAGCAGCAUUUCCCCAAACUGCAACGAAGGGUCAACUAAGCAAAUCAACACUACAAUUUAAAAUUGGAAACAAAUGUAAAUUAAUAGACUCACAAACUUUGUUUUGCGGCAAAAAAAAAUCUGAAGUAGAACAGUGUAGAGUUUCUCAGUGUUCUGGAAAAAGCUGAAAGCAUGUAGACAUUGUGCCGAUUCCUGGAAAAGUUAGCUUAGGGCCCUUCCAGACAGGCCGUAUUUCCCAGGAUCUGAUCCCAGGUUUUCUGCUUUAACCUGGAUUAUAUGAGUCUGCACUGCUAGAUAGUCUGGGAUAAACAGAAAACCGGGGAUAUAGGACCUGUCUCAAAGGGCCCUUAGCUUGUUUCAGUUGAACAAAUUAGUUGAAACUAAUUCCAGUCUCAGUAGUGUUUGCAAGGCAACCAAGAAAAAAAUAGAUGUGUUUAUUAGUCUUGGGUCUGGUUACCGUUUAAUUGUUUUGUUCAGAUGGCACGAAACAGUACACUCCCCUCUGGGACAGAAAUAUCAAUGAAACGAAAGGAAUAUGGGAAUGGUAACCAGAUUUUUGGUGCUACACUGCAGGCCCUGGCAGACAUUGGUGCUUUGGGCCUGCAGGCCACACACACACUCUCCUUGUAAAGAGGGUAUGUGUGUAGCGUGCAGGUCCAAAGCAUCAGUGCCUGCCAGGACCUGUGCCCUGCAGCCAAGUGCCUUUGGGCCUCGACAAGCAGGUGCUUUGGGCCCCAGCAAGCCGCCAGCGAACAUGGCGUGUUCCAGCCCUGUGCCAAGGAUCCCACCAUGGGUCUGCCCCUAACUCUGAUGAAGAGACCUCAGCAGUUGCGCAAAGUAGGUUUCCCAAUUGGAAGGGAAAGCGGCAAGGAGAAAUGGUGGCAGAGCUGGCCAGUUUCACCCCUCUAGCCCUAAAACUGAGGGGAAGGGGAGCAUGGGAAGCCUGCCCAUUUCCACUAAUGGGACAGAAAUAUUCAGGGGUUUUUGUCUUGGAACAAAAAAGCUCAUUUGGAAAGGCACCCGUUUUCAGGAGAAGUGCUCAAAAACAAAAACGGGGCAUUACAAAUGAAACAAACUGAUAGUGGUUCUAUACAAAUGCACAAAACUAGUGUUUAUGUCUUCAAAUUACACCAUGGCUUGUGAGGGGAGUGGAGGAAAAAGUUUUUUUGUAUUUCUCCAUAAUUUCCGACCUUCAGUUACCAAUUUUGCACUUGUUCUUUUUAAAGCCAAAGAGUUUUCUGCUUCUAACAAGCAGGGCAUAUUGCGAAUACAGUUGGCUCUGUUCCACUGAUGUGAUAGAAAGUUUCUUGCCAUGCCUGCUUCCAACAAAUCUGUGACUAUGGAUCAGUUCCUUAAAAUUAGAGCUGGAAGUUGCUUUGUUAUAAAUUAAUAGUGUAAACAUGUAAUAGAUUUAAUAUAUUUUGUAACCACUGACAAUUAAAUUUUAAGGAUAAAUAAUAUGCACUCAAGAGACAAA
Molecule: messenger RNA, 2571 nt
Organism: Anolis sagrei ordinatus
Lineage: Eukaryota; Metazoa; Chordata; Lepidosauria; Squamata; Anolidae
Gene: DHRS12
Product: dehydrogenase/reductase 12
Source: RefSeq, a predicted model, not a curated record